AAUAAAAUUCAAUUAGCUCAACCACCGUAUCCGAAAAUACUUUGUUGACAAAAAUUCGGUGACAUUAUGUAUGCAUUUCGUUUAUGGACAGAAUAGAAAUAAACGAAAAGGGAAAACAGCAUCUAGUGAUAGUGAGUGAGUGAGUGAGAAAUUUUGAGUGUAUGUUUUUAUUUCUCAAUUCCAUAAAACAAAACACGAAAAAUGCUGGAGAGCAAAAAGCCAUCGCAAAAAAAGUUGCAAUCAAAUGAAUUGGAAUUGAAGGUGAAUUUUUUAGAUGAAACCACUCAUACGUUUAGCGUAAAGAAACGAUGCUCGGGAACUGAGUUUUUACAUCAAGUGUUCGACUAUUUAAAUAUAAUUGAACGAGAAUUUUUUGGUAUUCAAAUCAUACCGCAUCAUCAACAGGAGGAAUUUGUGAAUUGGAUUGAUCCUAACAAACCACUUCUCAAGCAUGUCACCAAGGAUGACCGUCAACACUGUAAACUUCAAUUUAGAGUUAAGUUUUUCGUAACCGAUCCAAGUCAACUACAGGAAGAACGUACCCGUCACCAAUUUUAUCUACAAAUUCGUCGUGAUAUUUAUUUAGGAAAAUUAAAUUGUCCAUUAAGCACUCAAUACCUAUUGUCCAGCUAUGUUGUUCAAGCCGAACUCGGCGACUAUGAUAGCCUCGAGCAUGAUUCUGAUUAUUUGCAUAAAUUUAAAUUAAUACCAAACCAAAAUAAUGAAAUGGAAUAUUGCAUAUCAGAGCAUCAUAAAUUGCAUCACGGUUUGUUGUGUGAAGAGGCGAAAAAUCAUUAUUUGGAUCAUGCGACAAAAAUUCCAUUGUAUGGGAUUUAUUUUUAUAAAUCGAAAGAUUCAUGCGGAAAAGACAUUGAUUUAGGUGUUACAUCAUACGGUAUGAUUGUUUAUCAAAAUGAUCAUGUCGCCAAUGAAUUUUCAUGGGCCAAAAUGUUGAAAAUCUCAUUCAAGCGUCGCACAUUUUUCAUUGAAUUAAAACGUGAAUUGUCGGAAGAUUACAAUACAAUGCUUGGUUUCAAAAUGAGUUCACACAAACAUGCUAAAGCCGUUUGGAAGACAUGUGUUGAAUAUCAUUCAUUCUUUCGUUUAAAUCGAAAAGCAACUACCAAAUCUACCUCAAAGCAAUCAAAAAGCUACUUCACUGCUUGUACAGAUACCGCCCAAACAACCAAAGAUCACGAUGAACGGAAACAAUUUACCAAAUUGGCAAAAAUCAGUCAAACCAUUGCCGAAAAUCGCUUGAACGAAAAGGCAUGCAUCACAAAUGUGACAAGCGGCAAUCAGCAAUCAACAAACGGUGGAAAUGGAAAUGGCAAACUAUCGCUGUUAUCGAUUACCAAAUCUUAUAAGACAUAUGACAAUAAGGUUACCUCAAAACAAAUGGAAACGAUACCACGAAUGGCAUGGGAACAACAAGUGCCACAAGCAACAGCCGUAUCAACGACAUCUUUAUCAGCUGCCGAAUUGAUUCACAGUGCUGCAUCUCAUUUGAAUGAUAAAAAUUUAAUUACCGUUUGCAUGGAAGCCGAUGAACAUGGAAGAUUUGGAUUUAAUGUUCGUGGUGGUAUAGAUGUAAAUUUACCAGUUCUUGUUGCUCGAAUUGCACCACAUUCGCCGGCCGAUAGAGUUGUGCCAAAAAUUAAAGAGGGCGACAAAGUGCUUUUGAUUAACGGACACGAUGUUAACGGUUUGACACACAAUCAAGUUGUAAAUUUGAUCAAAUCAACACGCGAACACAAUGUGCAUGGUCAACUUGUCCUCACCAUUAAACCGAGCAUCGAAGAUGUAGCUCUAACCGAAGAAGAAGAACCCAUUUGCCAGUAUGUUCCGGAUUAUAUUGAUCAUCCAAAGUACGAUGAUGCCAUAUUUUCGCAAUCACUAUUUUUACUUCGCGAUGGAUUAGCAUCGGGCGCUCUAUUGGAUCAAUUUGAACAACUAUACAAAAAGAACGAUAAUCUUAUCAUAUCCGAAUCGAAAAAGGAGGAAAACAUGGCGAAAAAUCGCUAUAGAGACAUUUUGCCAUACGACUGCAAUCGAGUUGUAAUUGCAAACACUGCCGAUACCGAAACCGAUUAUAUCAAUGCAAAUUAUGUGAAUAUGGUUAUUCCAAAUGAUUGUGUAAAUCGGUAUAUUGCAACGCAAGGACCGAUGCAAAGUACAGUGCUCGAAUUUUGGCGUAUGGUUCAGCAAGAAAGUAGUAAUUUUAUCGUUAUGUUAACUACAAUUAUUGAACGUGGUCGCAUGAAAUGUGCUCAAUAUUGGCCAUCAAUCAAUGAAGAAAUGCAAUUGUCACCAACAUUUUCUAUCAAAUUGCUCAGUGAAUGUUCCGACUCAACGGAUAGCUAUGUGCUCAGGAAAAUUGCUCUCAGCGAUAGUGCGACGGGUGAAUAUCGUAUAAUUCGUCAGCUACAAUAUUUAGCGUGGCCAGAUCAUGGUGUACCGUCCGAUCGAACAUUGUUCAUGAAUUUUGUUGACAAAAUGCGUGAAAUGCGACAAGAAAAUGUCGAGAGUGUCGAUCAUCGAUUUAAGGAACUGCAAAUAUUAGAUGCGGAUGCAAGCGAUAUUAGUCCGGAGGAGAUUUGCAAACGAAGCGGUAAAAUUGCUGGUAAUGAUUAUGAUGAUGACGACGAUGAUCAAUGGAUACCGACAAGUGUUCAUCAAUAUAUUAGUGCAGCCAAUCCUCCCAUCAUUGUUCAUUGUUCUGCUGGCAUCGGACGUACUGGCAUGUUAAUUUUAAUGGAUACUGCCAUAUCAUUAUUGAAUGUUAGUGAACCAGUUUAUCCGUUGGAUAUUGUUAAAAAUAUGCGCGAUCAACGACCGUGCAUGGUUCAAAAUGUGUUCCAGUACAAAUUCAUAUGCGAGUGUAUAUUUGCAAAAUAUGCCAAAUUAACAAAAACAGAUAUAACUGUAUAAGAAGACUUUUAUGAACAAAGAAAAACAACAAAAUAUAAUCGAUUUUGUUGUUUGUACGCAAAUGUGUAUCGUACAUUGAUAUCCAGAAAAGAUGUGCGCAUAAAAAAUGCCUUAAAUUUUGCGUAUACGAAAAGAAAAGAGAAAAAAAAAAACGGUUUUCUGUGGACAUGCCUUCCAUUUGAUACUAUCCAGCGCUGUUCUCAUCAUAACUUAUUACUGAUUUCUCCUUGAACAGAAUUUUUUUCUGUGAAAAUUCUAGUCCAAUCUAAUAAUGAAUAAAAAAAAAACCACAACAAAAACUGAAAUAUGAUAAGGUUUAACGCACUUUUUACGACUCAUACGGCACUUAUAUACAUGAGAUUUAUAUAUAUAUCCAAAUAUUCUUGAUAUAAUCAAUUUAAUAUUAUAAUGAACUGAACUCAAGAAAGUUACGGAACCAUAUUCUAAUGAUCGGAUGCAAUCUUACCUCUCGAGAGAAAAAAAAGGUUUCUUUUUCCGCUUUGGAUCACCUGUGAACGGAAGUGGAAUUUUAUGGAAUGAACAAAAAAUUUGACUCGAAACGUGCAACAGCUAUGUAUUAUCGGUAUUGGUAGAAUUUUGAUUCGGUUUUGUAGUCGAUUCCAUUAGCGGUCAAAGUAGAGAGUUUUGUUUGUUUUUUUUUUAGUUGAAUCAUCACAACGUGUUGGUUUGGUGUUGUAGAGAUGAGAAAAGUAAAUAACAUAAUUAGUUGAGUGAUUUAAUCUUAUGAUAAACUUAAAUCCGAUCCACAUUCAAGUAACGCAUUCAUAACAUUACACAUUUGAAUUCAAUUAACUGUCGCCAUAUUGAUUUUAUUUUAUUUUAAAAACAUAUUUAUCUAUUCACAAUUUCCUUUCGUCAAAAUUUUCUUUUUAAAAAUCAUUUCUAUUCUAAAUUUUGUGUAUUCACAUUGUUCUAAGUAAUAAAAAAAAAUGUUUCUGUUUAGAUUUUUAAAUAGAAACAACAAAAUAAUAUCAUAAUUUUAGUAAAUUACAAUUUUAAAUGAGAAUAAGACUUGUAAAAGCUGUCAAUGUAAUUCAAGUCACUUUGUUUAUGUAAUGUCAAAAUGUUUAAAAACAAAGUGUUGAAUAAUAUCUAGCAAAGUGGGCACUUUAUUCACAAAUUCGCACUUUUUAACCAAAUGAUAAACUUUGCAAAAUUGACAUUGAGCGCACUUUGAAAAAUGAAGUGAUGUUGCAACAAUAAUAUCCCUUCUGCGAUCUGACAAGAGAAAACGAAUAAAUAAAAAAAAAAAAAAACAAAUGAUUGAGAACAAUGCAGAAAAUUAAGUGUGUGAAACUUCAACAGUAUUUAUUUAUUUAUUUCCCUCAAUUUGAUGAAGUAGUAUUCGUUCCGAAUUUGUAUAAAUUUUACGUUUGAAAUAAAAAAAAAAAUAAACCAAUUAAUAAAAUACAAUAGAAAGCGAAUAAAGUAAUUCGGUUGCAUUUCCCGCAAUAAAUUUUAAGUAAGGUUUAAUGUUCCAUCAAUUUUAAAUGAAACGAGUCCAAUUAUUUCCAA
Molecule: messenger RNA, 4467 nt
Organism: Contarinia nasturtii (swede midge)
Lineage: Eukaryota; Metazoa; Arthropoda; Insecta; Diptera; Cecidomyiidae
Gene: Ptpmeg
Product: tyrosine-protein phosphatase non-receptor type 4
Exons: 11
Coding region: 202-2931 (909 amino acids)
Biological process (GO): protein dephosphorylation
Cellular component (GO): cytoskeleton
Molecular function (GO): protein tyrosine phosphatase activity; protein binding
Source: RefSeq, a predicted model, not a curated record